AGGGCAGCAUGCUGUAGUGCGUGUGCUGCCUUUGGCUGAGUGUGCUGAGUCCUGCGUGGGUUUUGGUGGAGCUGCACCCAGAGAGGCUGCCUUUGGUUGCUGGGAGCCUUUGCACUGGAACUUCUGUUCCUGUUGUCUUCCAGAAACAGCCUGUGAUCUGGGAGGUAGAAGGUAAGAUCAGGAGGAGCCCAGCCAGAGCUCUAAGGCUGAGGCCCCCGGAACCCAGAGGUGAGUGGCAGCCUUCUGACUGCCCUGCCCCCAACCCCUGAACUGUGGUUUUCAGCUUUGCUGACUAAGGUCCUCCCUGGGGUGGAUUCUGGGGAGAGGGAAGCCUAGGUCCCCAAGGGUCCCUAGGUGGGUGGGACAGCUGCUGCCUUCUUUCUUCACCACAUCCGUGGUCUCGCUGGGGUUGGGUGGGGUAUAUAUAUGUGGGCGCGUGCACUUCUCCACCUGCUCUAUUUUCAACAAAUCUCUCCUGGACAGGAGCUCUGGGAUGCUGUAUGCCCAGGCUGUCCCCUAGGGGUGUCUCCAAGAGCAGCCUCUGGGUAGAGAGCUGGGGGAGGUGCCCAGCCAGGGCCUCAGUUCUGGAGCAGGAGAGUGAGGGGAGCACAGCCGUGGAUUUCUUGGUACCCACAGAUGCCUCACUCCAGCCUGCACCCGUCCAUCCCACAGCCCAGGGGUCACAGGGCCCAGAAGGCAGCCUUGGUCCUGCUGAGUGCCUGCCUGGCAGCCCUCUGGGGGCUAGGGGAGCCGCCAGACCACAUUCUCCACUGGCUGGUACUCCACCUGGCCUCACUGCAGCUGGGGCUGCUGUUGAAGCGGGCCUGCAGUCUGGCGGAAGAGCUGUGCCACAUCCACUCCAGGUACCAGAGCAGCUACCGGAGGGCUGUGCAGGCCUGCCUGGGCUGCCCCAUCCGCUGUGGGACCCUGCUGUUACUGUCCUGCUAUUUCUACUACUCCCUCCCAAACAAAAAUGGCCUGUCCUUCAUUUGGAUGCUUGCCCUCCUGGGCCUCUCACAGGCACUGAACAUCCUCCUGGGCUUCCAGGGCCUGGCCCCAGCUGAGGUCUCUGCAAUCUGUGAGGAAAACAACUUCAACGUCGCCCAUGGGCUGGCAUGGUCAUAUUAUACUGGGUACCUGCGGCUGAUCCUGCCAGGGCUCCGGGCCCGGAUCCAAGUUUACAAUCAGCUCCACAACAACGUACUAUGCGGUGCAGGGAGCCAUCGGCUGCACAUCCUCUUCCCAUUGGAUUGUGGGGUGCCUGACGACCUGAGUGUGGCUGACCCCAACAUUUGCUUCCUGCAUGAGCUGCCCCAGCAAAGUGCUGACCGUGCUGGCAUCAAGGGUCGGGUUUACACCAACAGUGUCUAUCGGCUUCUGGAGAACGGGCAGCCGGCAGGCGCCUGUGUUCUGGAGUAUGCCACCCCCUUGCAGACCCUGUUUGCCAUGUCACAGGAUGGCCGAGCUGGCUUUAGCCGGGAAGAUCGGCUUGCGCAGGCCAAACUCUUCUGCCGGACACUUCAAGACAUCCUGGCAGAUGCCCCUGAGUGUCAGAACAACUGUCGCCUCAUUGUCUACCAGGAACCUGCAGAUGGAAGCAGCUUCUCCCUGUCACAGGAGAUUCUCCAGCACCUGCGGCAGGAGGAAAGGGAGGUUACUGUGGGCAGCACGGAGACCUCGGUGGUGGCCACUUCCUCCACUCUGUCCCAAGACCCCCAGCUCCUCAUCAGUGGCAUGGAACAGCCUCUCCCACUCCGCUCGGAUGUCUUCUGAGGCCCAGGGUCACCUUGCCUGAGCCCCCAGCGAGUCCCAAGACUCUAGAUUGGGGGCUUUCUUCAACAACUGGAUUCCCAGCAGAAUCGUUUCCUCUCACAGGAGGCCUCUCAGAGAAGGUCCCUGGACUUGACAUCUCAAGAAGAGCCCUAUGACCUUGGGCAAGUUGUUUCACCUCUCUGAGCCUCAGUGUCCUCAUCUAUGAAAUGGGAUUAUAAUCACGGCCUACAUACCUCACAGGGUUGUUGUGAGGAUUAUGACGGCAUGGAAGUUUUUUGUAAACUCUAAAUGCCAAGUAAACUUAAGGGAUGUGCCAAGUGUCUUCCAUUGGGCCUUCUGGACCUACUCUCCACCCUUCUCCUCCUCUGCCCUGGGAUCACAUCAACAGGCUCCAUUGCCCUCUGGCUUCUGGAUCAUGUUCUGUCAACAGAGAACCCUAGUGGAGGGAAGGAGGAGGGUGAGUUUGGGCCGUUUAUUCCCCCAGCUCCCUCCCUGUGGUAUCAAGGUCACUGUGGGCUUUGGGCAUCUGUCCACCUAAAGUCACAGCUUGGAGACCCUCUCCAUAACUCUGUGUAUCUCCAGGUUCUGGUAACUGCUUCCUCCCCCUGCCCCUUCAGGCCUAGCAGGGGUACUGGCUCCCCUGAUGCUCAUCAUGGAGCUCUCACUCUCACUUGCGGUUUCCUUAUACCUGCUCUUUCUAAAUAGACCCCUUUUUAAACA
Messenger RNA from Equus quagga, 2493 nucleotides. RefSeq names its product stimulator of interferon response cGAMP interactor 1 (gene STING1). The record is from RefSeq and is a predicted model, not a curated record. Gene Ontology annotation, molecular function: cyclic-di-GMP binding; 2',3'-cyclic GMP-AMP binding. Gene Ontology annotation, cellular component: autophagosome; endoplasmic reticulum membrane. The transcript has 7 exons. Bases 637 to 1773 code for a protein of 378 amino acids. NCBI's taxonomy places the organism in Eukaryota, Metazoa, Chordata, Mammalia, Perissodactyla, Equidae. Gene Ontology annotation, biological process: innate immune response; activation of innate immune response; positive regulation of macroautophagy.